AUGAGACCGCAAGAUGCCGCUCCAGCGCGUUUCUAUGGUUUGCCAAAAAUCCACAAGCCAAAUGUCCCCCUACGACCCAUCGUAGCGCUGAAAGGCACACCUACCUACGGACUGGCUAAAUGGCUUACCAAGCACUUAAAGAAGCUGACGGAAGGAUCCGAACACACAGCCGCCUCCUCAACGCACUUCCUAGAAAAAGUCCGAGGCGUGACAAUAGCCCCCGAUGAGAUCAUGGUAUCCUUUGACGUCGUCUCUGUGUUCACCUCCAUCCCUAAGGAUUUGGCCAUGAGAGUCACCAGUGAGCUACUGGAACGAAAGUACGACGAUGAAGAAAAACCGUUUAAAAGGAAGCACGCGAUGGAGUUACUGGACUACUGCUUAUGCACGUAUUUCACUUUUAACGGCCAUACUGAUGAGCAAAUCCAGGGAACCCCGAUGGGAUCCCCGAUCUCCGGCUACCUGGCUGAGGCGGUACUACAGGAACUGGAAACUCAUGUAUUCCGGUCCUACAAGCCAAAAUUCUGGAUGCGCUAUGUGGACGAUACCUUUGUCGUCCUACACCGAGAUGCGAAGGAGGCCUUCAGAGGAGAAUUAAACUCCAUCUUCCCACAAAUCCAAUUCACAAUGGAGGAAGAAAAGGACGGAACGCUCUCUUUCCUCGACGUGCGGGUAACGAGGCAGGAAGAUGGAACCCUCCAGACCGGUGUUUUCCGAAAAGCUACAAACACAGAGAAAAUACUCCACUACAACAGCAACCAUCCGCUGUCGCAUAAACGCAGUUGCGUCCGGACACUUUUCCGCCGCAUCAACACGCACUGCAGCACAGAGGCCGAGAAGCUACAAGAGCGUGCGUCCCUGUGGCACCUCUUCCUUGUCAAUGGAUACCCACGUAGCUUCGUAAACAAAUGUCUGUUCCAAAGACACACAAAGACUGACGGUGAGGCGAACCAAAAACCUGAGGUACUCCGUGUCUUNGAUCACUUGAGAUUCGAACCCGGGAUCUUUGGUCAUGGAGUUGAACGCUCUACCAUUGAGCCACGGGCCCGUUGUCCUGUCGGUUGUGAUCGGGAAUAUUAA
Spirometra erinaceieuropaei is the source of this 1077-nucleotide messenger RNA. The record is from the annotation of a GenBank genome assembly. Lineage: Eukaryota; Metazoa; Platyhelminthes; Cestoda; Diphyllobothriidea; Diphyllobothriidae.